GGUUGCCACGCCCCCCCUUCCCCUCCGCUCGGUGCCGUUAUGGAGCCGGGACCGGGGGCGCAGGUGGUGCCCGGGUGCUGGGGCACGGUUGUCUGCGUGCUGACCGGCGCCUCCCGGGGCUUCGGGCGCAGCCUGGCGCGGCUGCUGGCCCCGCGGUUCGGCGAGGGCUCGGUGCUGAUGCUACUGGCGCGUUCGGCGGCGCCGCUGGCCGAGCUGGCGGCCGAGCUGCGGGACGGCGGCGGCACCGGGCUGCGGGUGGAGUGCGUGACCGCCGACCUGGGCUGCCAGCAGGGCCUGCGGACGGCGGUCGCUGCUCUGCGGGAGGUGCUGCCUGCCGCCCCUCCCGGCCGCCUCCUCCUCGUCAACAACGCCGGCUCCUUGGGAGAUAUCUCCAAAUCCUUCCUCGACCUCACUGACCCAGAUGAGAUCAACAGCUACUUUGCCUUCAAUGUCACCUCAGCGCUUUGCCUCACCUCUGCUGCCCUGCAAGCCUUUGAGAAGAGGCCUGGCUCGAGCAGGACGGUGGUGAACAUCUCCUCGCUCUGUGCCAUAAAGCCCUUCAAGAACUGGGCACUGUACUGCAGCGGGAAGGCUUCCCGGGACAUGAUGUUCCAGGUGCUGGCACUUGAGGAGCCUGAUGUCCGUGUCCUCAACUAUGCCCCAGGUCCCUUGGACACUGACAUGCAGCUCUUGGCCCGCACUAAGACCAGAGACCCUGAGAUGCGUCAAUAUUUCCAAAGCCUGCAGGAGAGCGGGCACCUGAUAGACUGCACCGUGUCAGCCCAAAAGCUGGUGAAUCUCCUGGAAGAGGACACCUUCAGCUCCGGUGCCCAUGUGGAUUUCUACGACAUCUGAGUUACUCUUUCCUCCUCCUUUGCCUUCCUGCUUUGCUUUCUGCUGAGCUGCAUUGGGUGCCUCCAGUGUGUUUGGCGACUGUGUUUGAGCCCUGGGUGCUCUUGAGCUUUCAAGAUCUCUGAGUGCCUUACAAAUAAUCCCAGUGCCCUGGUGAGCAUGGGGAAAGUUAUUGCUUUGCUGUGCUGUAGCCAUUGAGCCCUCCUGGGCACCUGCUGGCAGGAGCAGGGACUUCUUCGCUGCUGGGGAUAGGGGAGCCAAGGUGGCUUUUCCAAAGGAAUGGGCAUGGGGGCUUUAAGCUCUCCUGUGCAGGAGUGUGUGCAAGCCAAGAAGGUGCUGAGGCAUGCAAGGCCAGGUCAGAAAACCACUCCAGAAGGUCUCAAAAAAGUCAAGAGUAGAGUUAGAGCUGAGCAUCCCUGUGUCUGUCCUCUUUGCUCCCCAGGGGCUGUGUGCUCAGCACCCCAGCAAGUCACCAAAGGGCGAAAGAGCCAUUCCUGGGGCCAGAGGAUGUGACUGUCACUGCAGAGCCCUGACUGUCUGUCCCCUGUCUCACCAGUGACUUGUCCAGACUCUCCUGCAGUUCUGGGAUCGUCUCUGUGCAAGUUUUUGUGCAUUAAGAUGUGGAGCAAAGCCUGUCCCUGUGGUUUUUGCACAGAGGCAGUAAAUCACCAGGAGAGGGAGCUGGCUGUGGAGGAGAUGUGAACUUUGGGUGCCCGGUUGGGGUCACAGCUUGUAUAAACACGUGCACAAGCACAGCAUGGAUUAGAGCAAACUGAGACACAGCCCUGAGUUUGUCAUGCUUCUCUUCACAGGUUCUGGGUCCAAGCCUGAAUCUGGGGCUUGAGCCCCUCCUGGGUAGUUCUUUUAAUUGUUU
Calidris pugnax (ruff) is the source of this 1726-nucleotide messenger RNA. RefSeq names its product sepiapterin reductase (7,8-dihydrobiopterin:NADP+ oxidoreductase) (gene SPR). Bases 40 to 855 code for a protein of 271 amino acids. Gene Ontology annotation, biological process: tetrahydrobiopterin biosynthetic process. The record is from RefSeq and is a predicted model, not a curated record. NCBI's taxonomy places the organism in Eukaryota, Metazoa, Chordata, Aves, Charadriiformes, Scolopacidae. The transcript has 3 exons. Gene Ontology annotation, molecular function: sepiapterin reductase (NADP+) activity.